Cloeon dipterum is the source of this 2417-nucleotide messenger RNA. It is a transcript of the gene Mvb12, whose product is annotated as multivesicular body subunit 12-like Mvb12. The transcript has 8 exons. Lineage: Eukaryota; Metazoa; Arthropoda; Insecta; Ephemeroptera; Baetidae. Gene Ontology annotation, cellular component: late endosome; ESCRT I complex. Gene Ontology annotation, biological process: viral budding; regulation of epidermal growth factor receptor signaling pathway; virus maturation. Bases 343 to 1305 code for a protein of 320 amino acids. The record is from RefSeq and is a predicted model, not a curated record.
UCGUGGUUUAAAGUCCGAGUCUCAUUGAGUUAGUGUCUCAAGUCGCGAUUAAUUUGAUCAGAUUUGGAACUCGGCUCGCCCAGACGCUCUGCUAUUCGCUAUUCGCCAGUCACAGCCGAUCGAGCCGCCGACUGUCCAAACGUUCGCCAAAUAAGCCUGGGCAGAGGAGUAGAUCGCGUGAGACGGGCCCGGAGCGCGAUGGUGCUCUCGGCGGGCGCGUCUUUAGACUGCUAGGCGAAUCGUCCUUGGCCGUUCGGCUUGGUGCACUCGACUUCCCGUAAAAUUCGGCCGCCUGCACGCGACCAUUCGACGCCAAGGUCGAAUAGCGCCAACAACAGGUGAAUGUCGCCGAUGCUAAACCUGAUGGACCUCAAAAGCCUGUACAGCGGCCUGCCGGACGACCGGCCUAUCACCUCGAUCGGGGUCGUCGAGGACUCGGAAAAGUGCCCUCCGGACUUCUAUGUGGUGUCCCGAACGCACGAUCAAGACUCAGACGCGGACUUGUGGAAAGAUGGUUUCUUUGGACGCAAAGUGACCCGCUACCUGUGCCUCUCCAAGAAGCAGGGUUUGCCAGGACUGUCGGACUACAUCGUCGAGUCAAUCGCCGUGGUGAAUGAUAAGGAGGUGCCCCCUGACGGCUACACGCUGCUCCCGAGAACCAUCGACAGCGAGCAAAAAGCUUGGAGGAAAAAACAACUAUGCUACCGCCUUUCCAAAAGAAGUUUGACAUCCAACCUUGUCACCGAUGUCAUAGUGCUGAGCAAAAUGAAAAAAGCCCCAGAGGGCUUUACGCUCGCAGGAGAGAUUAAUGGAUUGACAGUCUGCUUCAAAUCAGUUCCUAAUUCUGUGGCUAGCACUCCAAACCCUUCACUCUCGUUGUCAAGUCUCAACUCGCCCAUCAAUAGCUAUUCAAAUAUCAGUGCGCCAGCGACUCCGAGGAGAAAAUCAAAUGGUCACGCACCAGCCCCACCCACCCCAGGCAGCGAAGAGUCGAUGGAUGACUAUGUCAGCUUAAAGCCAAUCCGCCCGCCGCCACCAUUACCCAACCAUGUCUCGCCAGUGCGCAAUCCCAUGGUGAGACAAUCCUCAAAGGUUGUAGCAGCUGCCAGCAGAACCUACGCGACUCUGGCUGCUUUCCAAGGUCUAGAAGGAGUUCCAUUUAUCAUUAGCCCAAAGUUGAAAGCAAUGGCAGACCCAGCUUCGGUUCCACCGACAACAGUGAAGACUUGGACAGAGUACGAGAUUGAGAGGGAAUUUUCAUAUGACUUCCGGACUGAGCGACAGACGCAGCAGAGCUCAAGUUAGUGUGGAGCCAUGGAAAACUAUGAACUGCGAGUCUGCCUUUUUACCAUUCACGAAGUUCUCAAGCUUAAACACAAUCCCGUGAUUCUUUUUAGCGUUCAUAUUUCCUUGCCUCAUACUGCGAAUUGGUAUCAGAGAGGUCGUUCCGUCCUUGUGCAAAUUUUUUUUCGCCCCUAGAACAUAUUUGAAAGGCUGCAGAUUGGACUGAACUAGAGAGCAAACGCACUUCUUCAAUCGAUUGAAUCCAUUGCAUGUUACAGGUAUCAUGCCUGUUAAUGCAGAUUAUUGGCAAUAAUUAUUGUUAAAAGAAGCAAAUUACCCGUAGAUAAAGAAACUUGAUUGUCAAAAUCAGCUCAAAAAUACUGAAUUAUCAAGCUUUGCUUGUGAUAGACACAUUUGAAAACUAUUCCCGUUGAUCCUGCUAGUAAUUGCACUCAACUAAUCAUUACGUGUAAAUAUUACUCUACAUUUUAUGCCAUGCUCUUCCCACAGCCAUCAUUAGCCUGAUUAGGUAAAUAAUCGAUUUGUUUAUUUACCGGGUGACCCUGGAAUAUAUCUAAACCGCGCAUGAAAAUACAACAAUUAAUUGUUAAGACCCCGAUAUUUAAGAACAUUUGCAUGUCCUAAAAUCAGGAUGGAAGUAUUAUUCAUGAGAGAUUGUAAAUAACCUAAUUUUGGAAAGCGAGCUUUUUGAGAUCCAAAAUUGAAAAGCAUUGAUGCUACCUCAUUUUCCUUCUCCAGCUGCGGAUAUGUAAGUGAAAACCUGCCAAUGAAUAAUUAGUAUUAUAUUGCAAUAGCUAUAAUCGAAAUGUCAGGUGCGAUCGUGCCAUUCUUUAGUUGAUACUGUAUGUUGGUGUUCCCGGAAAACUUGUUCGGUUUUUUGCAAUUCUACCAUUCAUUUUAAAGUGGAUUUUACAUUGUGUACAUUUUGUAUUAUGUCCAACACAUAUUAUACUUACAAUGGAAUGAAUCAUUUAGCUUCCCUGUAUGUUUAUUUCAAACUAAAAUUUAGUGAUUCUCGAUUUAGUUGUCCUUGUGAUUUUCCCCAACCUUGUGUUAGACAGCAAAAUGUGAUUUAUUUAUUGGUCUUAUCAAUAAAGAUUUAUAGUUCAAAA